AUGAUGUCACAUUCAUCUAGCUUAGGAUCUACACAUCCUUGGAUUAAAGAACUGAAAUCUGAAGAAAGGGGGUUGUAUUUGAUCCAUUUGUUGCUCACUUGUGCAAAUCAUGUAGCUUCUUGCAAUCUUGAGAAUGCAAAUGCUGCACUUGAGCAAAUUUCCAUGCUUGCUUCUCCCAACGGAGAUACUAUGCAGCGAAUCGCAGCGUAUUUUACCGAAGCGCUCGCUGAUAGGAUACUGAAAACAUGGCCUGGUCUUCAUAAAGCACUCAACUCUACUAGAAUGGUUAUGGUUUCGGAAGAGAUUCUUGUGCAGAAGCUCUUUUUCGAGCUUUUUCCUUUCUUGAAGGUAGCGUGUGUUCUUACGAAUCAGGCUAUCGUUGAGGCGAUGGAAGGGGAGAAAAUGAUUCAUAUAAUUGAUCUCAAUGCUGCUGAACCUGCUCAGUGGAUUGCGCUUCUCCAAGUUUUGAGUUCGCGUCCUGAAGGUCCUCCGCAUUUGAGAAUCACCGGGGUGAAUUCGAAAAAAGAGGUUUUGGAUCAGAUAGCUCAUAGACUGAUCGAAGAAGCUGAGAAAUUGGAUAUACCAUUCCAAUUCAAUCCUGUUGUUAGCAAAUUAGAAAACCUCGAUUUAGACAAACUUCGCGUAAAAACCGGGGAGGCAUUAGCAAUUAGUUCGAUUCUCCAAUUACAUACGUUUUUAGCCUCAAAUGAUGAAACCGUGAAGAGAAAAUCUCCUCUUUUGUUGAAAUCUCCAAAUGGAAUUCACUUGCAAAGAUUCCAGCCAAUCAACCAAACUACCUUAGGCAAUUUGCUUGCGAAAGAUAUGGUUAACAGAUAUACCAAAAGUCCCGACUCAACCUCGUCAUCAUCACCAGCUUCUUCAAACACUUCAAAUUCAAUGAACAUGGAGAAUUUUCUCAACACAUUGUGGAGUUUAUCACCAAAGGUAAUGGUUGUAACAGAACAAGACUCUAAUCAUAACGGCGCAACCCUUAUGGACAGGCUACUAGAAGCUCUAUAUUCUUACGCAGCAUUAUUCGACUGUUUGGAAUCAACAGUCUCACGAAACUCAUUGGAAAGAACAAGAGUCGAGAAAAUGCUUUUCGGCGAGGAAAUCAAGAACAUUAUUGCCUGCGAAGGGUUAGAACGAAAGGAAAGGCACGAAAAACUUGAUAAGUGGUUCAUGAGAUUUGAUUUAGCUGGUUUCGGGAACGUGCCUUUAAGUUAUUUUGGUAGGUUACAAGCAAGAAGGUUUCUGCAGAAUUACGGCUGCGAAGGAUAUAGAAUGAGGGAGGAAAAUGGUUGCGCGGUAGUAUGCUGGCAAGAUAGGUCCUUGUUUUCGAUAUCGGCUUGGAGAACUAGGAAGUAA
Molecule: messenger RNA, 1368 nt
Organism: Lathyrus sativus (Indian pea)
Lineage: Eukaryota; Viridiplantae; Streptophyta; Magnoliopsida; Fabales; Fabaceae
Source: the annotation of a GenBank genome assembly